AUGAAUGUGGAACAUGAAAUUAGCCUCUUAGUCGAGGAGAUUCGGCGGUUGGGAACCAAAAAUGCUGAUGGACAAAUGAGCGUGAAAUUUGGUGUGCUCUUUGCUGAUGAGAAGUGUGCCAACCUCUUUGAAGCCCUGGUGGGAACUCUUAAGGCUGCAAAGCGGCGGAAGAUUGUCACUUAUCAGGGGGAGCUGCUUUUACAAGGUGUUCAUGAUGACGUUGAUAUCGUGCUGCUGCAGGACUGAUGCAGUGUUUCAGCUAUGCAUUGAUAGAAUUGUUUGAAACAGUGACUUGCAACAUCCUCUGAAUAAGGCUGGUCAUUUUAAGGUGUUCUGAUGUGUUUUCUAUGUCUUUAUAGUCAAAAGGAAACACUCCUAUUUUGGAAAACAUUCCCUUUUGUAAUUCUUCCUAAAAUGGUAC
This is a messenger RNA of Eurypyga helias (sunbittern), 421 nucleotides long. It is a transcript of the gene ABRACL, whose product is annotated as ABRA C-terminal like. The transcript has 2 exons. The coding region runs from base 1 to 246 and encodes 81 amino acids. The record is from RefSeq and is a predicted model, not a curated record. Lineage: Eukaryota; Metazoa; Chordata; Aves; Eurypygiformes; Eurypygidae. Gene Ontology annotation, biological process: regulation of actin filament-based process.